UAAAAUGCAAAAGGCCCCUUCGAGCGUUAACAAGAAGGUGAAAUCUUAGCGAAAACCCUAUCGGGAUUGCGAAGGGAACCUCAGAAAAUCAGUAGCCUUCAGUCGAGAUGGAUUUCAAAUAAGAGUGGAAAAGUUGUGUUUCAUUCCCUUGUAGUGGACGGGUCAGUUAGGUCAAGAUGACAUUGUAUAGAAGUUUCGCCUGAAGUACUGGACUUGGCAGUUUUUUGGUGGAUCCUUAAGGGAUUGAAAAUAUAGCACAAGUUUAUUGAGCGUAGUUUUUGUGGAUUCUAGAGGAAUAUAUUUCGUAUUGAUAUUUUGUGAUCGGAAAAGUACAUACGGUUGUUACCUUGGAAAGGGAUUUUUUUUUAUUGUGAAGCAAUUUGUGUUGUGUAAUCAAUUUUAUGUGAAAUUCGAUGAACGUGGUAACUGCAGCGAAUAUUCUUAUAUAAAUAUUGUUUACAAAAUAUAAUUCAAGUUAAAUUUAGUUAAAAUGUGAAAAGUACAAAAUGCCCAGAAGAAAGAUUGUGUGACUAAUGCUAAGUUAGAUAAAUUAAAAAUUGCGUUGCAAUGUCGCAACCAGCUGGUAAGAAAGGUGGUGCAGGUGGCAAGGGACCGCCAAAGAAGCCAGGCACCGGCGAUGAUUCAGGACCAAGUGAGCGGGCAACGCCAGCAAGUAAAAGUGAUAGUGAAACCAGAGAUGAAACGUCCAGUAAUGGGGAUAAGAAGGAGGUUAAGCCCGGAGAGGAAGCGCCCCCACCCAAGCCACAGAGUGCUGGCGCUUCGGUACGGGAUGCUGCCAAUAAAGUUCUGGCAUUGGCAAUGAAGGCAGAAUGGACACCAGUCGAUCAAGCUUUGAAGGGUUUGGAAAAGUAUGUCAGCAAUGUAGGGGAAGAUGGAAAUCAUACGCCGCUGGCUGGAGUGCUAGACCCGGCGACCGGUAUGACGCCGUUGAUGUAUGCUACAAAGGACAACCGAACAACACUCAUUGAUCGUAUGAUAGACCUUGGAGCUGAUGUUGGUGCUAGAAAUAAUGAUAACUACAAUGUCCUUCAUAUUGCUGCCAUGUACUCACGUGAGGACGUCGUUAAAUUGCUGCUGAACAAACGUGGAGUUGAUCCAUUUUCCACGGGUGGGUCUCGUGCACAAACAGCUGUCCAUUUGGUGGCGAGUCGACAGACAGGCACUGCAACAAGUAUUCUACGUGCUUUACUUGCAGCUGCUGGAAAGGAUAUUCGCUUAAAGGCCGACGCUCGAGGAAAGAUCCCUUUACUGCUGGCGGUGGAGGCUGGGAAUCAGUCCAUGUGCAGGGAAUUGCUCUCAUCACAAACGGCUGAACAAUUAAAGGCAACUACAGCAAAUGGCGACACAGCCUUACACUUGGCUGCGCGGCGGCGUGACGUGGACAUGGUGCGGAUUCUGGUGGAUUAUGGGACCAAUGUUGAUACCCAAAAUGGAGAGGGUCAGACGCCGUUGCAUAUAGCAGCAGCCGAAGGUGACGAAGCCCUAUUGAAAUAUUUUUAUGGGGUUCGAGCUUCAGCGAGUAUAACAGACAAUCAAGAUCGAACACCAAUGCAUUUGGCCGCAGAGAAUGGCCAUGCCCACGUAAUAGAAAUCCUUGCGGACAAAUUCAAGGCUAGCAUCUAUGAGCGGACGAAAGAUGGAAGUACGCUGAUGCAUAUAGCGUCCUUGAAUGGACAUGCAGAAUGUGCCACAAUGCUCUUCAAAAAGGGAGUCUAUCUUCAUAUGCCAAAUAAGAAUGGUGCCCGAAGUUUGCACACGGCUGCGCGGUACGGCCAUACGGGAAUCAUCAAUACGCUUCUACAGAAAGGCGAAAAAGUUGACGUGACAACAAACGAAAAUUAUACAGCGUUACAUAUAGCAGUUGAAUCAGCAAAGCCGGCAGUUGUAGAGACCUUACUAGGCUACGGAGCUGAUGUUCAGAUUCGAGGAGGUCCCCUUCGGGAGACAGCCCUCCAUAUAGCAGCUCGUGUAAGAGAUGGUGACAAAUGUGCUCUGAUGUUACUCAAGUCCGGAGCUGGACCAAAUAUCAGCACUGAAGAUGGACAUACGCCCGUGCAUGUGGCUGCGAGCUACGGAAACCUGGCAACCUUAAUGCUCCUUCUCGAAGACGGAGGCGAUCCCCUUUAUAAAUCUCAUACUGGAGAGACUCCACUUCAUUUAGCUUGUCGAAACUGUCAUCCCGACAUCGUCAAACAUUUAAUAGAAGCAGUCAAAGAAAAAUAUGGAAGCGAUACAGCGACCAGUUACAUAAACACUGUGAACAAUGAUGGAGCUACUGCGCUGCAUUAUGCAUGUCAGAUAACAAAAGAAUAUGUUAAGAUCCCGGAGUCCGAUAGAGAUAUAGUGCGAAUACUAUUAGAGAACGGAGCCGAUGUGUCGAUUCAGACAAAGCUUACUCAUGAAACAGUCUUCCAUUACUGUGCCAUGACUGGAAACAACGACGUUUUGAUGGAGAUGAUCACGCAUAUGAAUCCUACAGAUAUUCAAAAAGCUUUGAAUCGACAAUCUUCAAUUGGCUGGACGCCUCUUCUCAUAGCUUGUUACAGAGGACACAUGGAACUAGUUAAUAAUCUCCUAGCAAACCACGCCCGAGUAGAUGUUUUUGAUACUGAAGGCAGAUCCGCUCUUCAUCUAGCAGCCGAAAAGGGUUACCUGCAAGUAUGCGACGCGCUCCUGACAAACAAAGCCUUCAUUAAUUCCAAGUCCAGGGUUGGAAGAACUGCGCUCCAUUUAGCAGCUAUGAAUGGCUACACCCACUUAGUGAAGUUUUUAAUUAGAGACCAUAACGCCGUUAUAGAUAUUUUAACUCUAAAGAAACAAACUCCCCUUCAUUUAGCAGCGGCCAGUGGCCAAAUGGAAGUUUGUCAGCUUUUACUAGAAUUAGGAGCGAAUAUAGAUGCAACAGAUGAUCUCGGACAAAAGCCCAUUCACGUUGCUGCCCAAAACAAUUAUUCUGAAGUUGCCAAAUUAUUUCUUCAGCAGCAUCCAAGUUUGGUAAAUGCAACCAGCAAGGAUGGAAAUACAUGUGCCCAUAUAGCUGCAAUGCAGGGAUCUGUCAAAGUGAUAGAAGAACUCAUGAAAUUUGAUCGAACUGGUGUGAUCUCAGCGCGAAACAAGCUAACAGAUGCCACGCCACUACAGCUUGCUGCUGAAGGUGGUCAUGCGGACGUUGUUAAAGCUUUAGUUCGAGCCGGGGCUUCAUGUACAGAUGAGAAUAAAUCAGGUUUCACGGCGGUACAUUUGGCUGCUCAGCACGGUCAUGGCCAGGUUUUGGACGUUCUAAAGAGCACCAAUUCCUUAAGGAUAUCUAGUAAGAAACUUGGACUGACACCACUUCAUGUGGCAGCCUAUUACGGUCAGGCUGAUACGGUCCGUGAGUUACUCACUAGCGUUCCUGCUACGGUCAAAUCCGAAACGCCAACGGGACAAUCACUUGUUCCUGAAUUGGGAUCAGAGUCUGGAAUGACACCAUUACAUUUGGCUGCAUAUUCUGGAAAUGAAAAUGUUGUACGAUUGCUGUUGAAUAGUGCUGGUGUACAAGUUGAGGCAGCUACUACGGAGAAUGGAUACAAUCCACUCCAUCUAGCCUGCUUCGGUGGUCAUAUGUCAGUGGUUGGAUUACUUCUAAGCCGUUCCGCUGAACUCCUCCAGAGCGUUGAUCGCCAUGGCAAGACCGGUUUGCAUAUUGCUGCUAUGCACGGCCAUUACCAAAUGGUGGAGAUUCUAUUGGGUCAAGGCGCGGAAAUUAAUGCAACCGAUAAAAAUGGUUGGACGCCACUGCAUUGUGCUGCCAAAGCAGGACAUUUGGAUGUUGUAAAACUUCUGAGUGAAUCGGGUGCCUCGCCGAAAACCGAAACAAACUAUGGAUGCGCACCUAUCUGGUUUGCGGCAUCUGAAGGACACAAUGACGUUUUGAAAUAUCUUAUGCAUAAGGAGCAUGAUACCUAUGCCUUAAUGGAAGAUAAGAGAUUCGUCUAUAAUUUGAUGGUUGUAUCGAAAAACCACAACAAUAAGCCGAUACAGGAGUUCGUAUUGGUCUCACCGGCUCCUGUUGAUACUGCUGCCAAACUAUCAAAUAUUUAUAUCAACUUAUCAACUAAGGAAAAAGAAAGGGCCAAGGACCUCAUUGCUGCUGGUAAACAGUGUGAAGCUAUGGCUACCGAACUUUUGGCCUUGGCAGCCGGUUCUGAUUCGGCGGGAAAGAUCCUAACAGCAACCGAUCGAAGGAAUGUUGAGUUUUUAGAUGUUUUAAUAGAAAAUGAGCAGAAAGAAGUCAUAGCUCAUACAGUCGUACAAAGAUAUCUUCAGGAACUCUGGCGAGGAAGCCUCACGUGGUCAAGCUGGAAAAUCCUCCUCCUUCUGCUCGCUUUUGUAGUGUGUCCGCCAGUCUGGAUUGGAUUUACAUUCCCACUGGGUCAUAAGUUCAACAAAGUUCCAAUCAUCAAAUUCAUGUCAUACUUGACAUCACACAUUUAUCUGAUGCUGCAUCUGUCAGUAGUUGGGAUCACGCCAAUUUACCCGGUACUGAGGCCAAGCUUGAUUCCGUACUGGUAUGAGUGGGGAUUGCUCAUCUGGCUGAGUGGUCUUCUUUUAUUUGAACUGACCAAUCCAAGUGACAAGUCCGGAUUAGGAUCAAUCAAGUUAUUAGUCCUCCUGUUUGGGAUGGCUGGAGUAGGUGUACAUGUUGCUGCGCUGAUUUUCGUCCAGAAGGAGUAUUGGCCAACUUUAAUAUACUGUCGGAAUCAAUGCUUUGCGUUGUCAUUUCUAUUGGCAUGCGUGCAGAUUCUAGAUUUUUUAUCAUUCCAUCAUUUAUUCGGACCAUGGGCAAUUAUUAUUGGCGAUUUGCUUAAGGAUUUAGCCAGAUUUUUGGCGGUUUUGGCAAUUUUUGUUUUUGGGUUUUCCAUGCAUAUCGUCGCAUUGAAUCAAUCAUUUCAUAAUCUAACACCUAGCGAAGUUCGAAGUUUACCGAAGGAUUCUAGAAACGCUCCGUUAUUUGGAGACGUUCGGAUGAAUCCGAUUGUUGCUUUCGAGCUUUUGUUCUUUGCCGUAUUUGGUCAAACAACAACGGAUCAGACACAGGUGGACAAGCAACCGCCCAGUAACAAAACGCAACCCUUUUGGACUGAGUACCUGUUCAAAAUAGUCUUCGGGAUUUACAUGUUGGUGUCAGUUGUUGUCUUGAUCAAUCUUUUAAUCGCUAUGAUGUCUGAUACGUACCAGAGGAUUCAGGCACAAUCCGACAUCGAGUGGAAAUUUGGUUUAUCGAAAUUGAUUCGUAACAUGCAUCGAACAACCACUGCCCCGUCGCCUCUAAACCUGAUAACCACAUGGUUCAUGUGGAUUGUCGAUAAAGUGAAGGCUCGCAUGAAGAAAAAGAAGAGACCUAGCCUGGUCCAAAUGAUGGGCAUACGACAGGCUAGUCCCCGAACAAAAGCUGGUGCCAAAUGGCUUUCAAAAAUCAAGAAAGAUUCCGUUGCUUUAUCUGUAGUUCACCUAUCACCUUUAGGCUCACAAACAAGUUUUAUGCAAUCAAAUCAAAAUAGAAUAGAAAACGUGGCAGACUGGGAGUCAAUAGCGAAGAAAUACCGUGCCUUAGUAGGUGAUGAGGAGGGUGGAUCCAUCAAGGACUCGGAUGUCGAGAGCAUGAACGCUGAGGGUUCAGCAGCAGCUCCGGCUGCAAUACAGGCCCCACCAGUGGUAGGAAAUAAUAUUCAAGCCAAUGCGAUUCAACAUCAUGUCUAAGGAAAUAUUUGAAUUCGAAUUAUCAAAUUUGAUUUUUAGCUAACAUUUGUGUAGAUUAUGACUAAAGAAAUUGUAUAUUUUAAACUGAAACAGACGUAAUGGAAUAUUUUAAUAAAAUGUAGAUAAAUAUCUGAAUGUGAAGUUGAAUGUAAUUAAUUAACAAAAAAAAAGUUUUUGAUCACUUGUAAUAGAUAAGGAGGAGUAAAAACUAACUAGCAUUUUUGGCAAUUAAACAACAAUAAAAUUUUUGUAC
Molecule: messenger RNA, 6016 nt
Organism: Hermetia illucens (black soldier fly)
Lineage: Eukaryota; Metazoa; Arthropoda; Insecta; Diptera; Stratiomyidae
Gene: nompC
Product: serine/threonine-protein phosphatase 6 regulatory ankyrin repeat subunit A
Exons: 16
Coding region: 568-5763 (1731 amino acids)
Biological process (GO): calcium ion transmembrane transport; GPI anchor biosynthetic process
Cellular component (GO): glycosylphosphatidylinositol-N-acetylglucosaminyltransferase (GPI-GnT) complex; membrane
Molecular function (GO): protein binding; calcium channel activity
Source: RefSeq, a predicted model, not a curated record